AUGAGACUCUCUACUAUAAAGUAUAUUUUUUCUUCGUCGCUGCUCUUUACAAAUAUACUGGCAUCAACGAUACCGGAACAUGAAACCACAGACCAAAGCAGUAAAUACGUCAUUUUACCAUUCAAUAAAUUGGUGGGAGAUAGUUACGAAGAUGCAACUCCAGAUAAGAAACCACAUUUUGCUCUCGUAAAAAGAGAUGGAUCAUAUGAGAACGUUGCAAUCAAGAAUGAACAAAGUUUCUACUCUGUAGAAUUAUUGAUAGGUACCCCCUCGCAAAAGAUUACAGUUUUGGUGGAUACAGGUUCUUCAGAUUUAUGGAUCAUGGGUUCCGAUAAUCCAUAUUGUGCAUCUACAAGUAAUGGGAAAAAUGUUAUGAGAAAGGAUGACUCCAAUCUUCCAGAUGGUAUUUUGUUUACGGAAAUUACUGUCACCAAUCUAAGCGAUUUGACUGGUUUUUUCAGCGAUUUCAGUUUUAUUCCCAUGUCUGAAACUGAUAUUCCUACAGGUGUGACAUCUACAAAUACUGUUGGAGGUCCUGUAUUUCCUACACAGACAAACAAUAUCGCUCUUAGUGAACGUACUAUAGAUUGUUCUCAAUAUGGAACUUUUGAUAAGAAUCAAUCCUCUACUUUCCAAACUAAUUUCACCUCUUUCCUAACAAGCUAUGGUGAUUCAACAUUUGCUUCGGGAACUUGGGCUCAUGAUGUUUUAAAUCUUGGUGGUUUGAACAUUACAGGACUUUCAUUUGCUGUUGCAAAUAUGUCGAAUUCCACCGUUGGGGUUCUGGGGAUUGGAUUACCAGGGUUAGAAACAACAUAUUCUGGGUCUACCAGUAAAUUAUACCAAUAUAAUAAUUUUCCAAUGCUUUUGAAGCAAUCAGGAGCCAUCGAUUCAACUUCAUAUUCCCUUUUCCUAGAUGAUUUAGAUGCCAAACAGGGCAGCGUAUUAUUUGGUGCCGUAGACCAUACAAAAUAUGUAGGUAACUUAUACACCGUCCCCAUGGUAAAUAUCCUUGCAUCAAAAGGAUACCCUAAUCCAAUUCAAUUUGAUGUGACCUUAGCCGGUAUUGGUAUUCAAAAUGAUUCCAAGAAUUAUACUGUGACAACAAAUAAGUUUCCAGCAUUACUGGAUUCUGGUACCACCAUUAGUUAUUUCCCUCAAGAGGUCGUUCAAACCAUUGCUAGACAAUUAGGUGCUCGUUAUUCUUCAGCCUUGGGAUUUUACGCCAUGAGUUGCAAUGGUGUUAGCUCUUCAACAAACUUCGUUUUCGAUUUUGGUGGAUUCCAUAUAACUGGUCCUGUAAGUGAUUUCUUAUUACCUACGUCCGGAAAUACAUGCGUAUUAGCCAUGGCUCCACAAGAAUCUCAGCAUAUUCUAUUGGGUGAUAUCUUCCUAACUCAUGCUUAUGUCGUUUAUGAUCUAGAUAACUAUGAAAUUUCGUUGGCUCAGGCCAACACAGGAACACAAAACUUGGAUUCCAACAUCCAAAUCAUUUCAGACAGUGUACCAAGUGCCAUUAAAGCACCAUUAUACUCUGAAACAUGGUCAAAGGCAAUGCCAAUUUCAACUGGAGGUAAUAUAUUCACAGUCCCAGCAAAUGGCUCUGCUACUUCAACUCAUUCAGGUUCCAGAGUAACGUCAGGCUCAUCUACUUCUGCCACAGGGUCACAAAAGAAGAAUGGUGCUCCUGCCUUGAUGGUUGGAAGCUCUUCUUCCAUUUUCGGUUCGUUAUUAUCGUUGAUUAUGGCUUAUCUAUUAUAA
Messenger RNA from Naumovozyma castellii, 1761 nucleotides. RefSeq names its product aspartyl protease (gene MKC7). The record is from RefSeq and is a predicted model, not a curated record. The transcript has a single exon. Bases 1 to 1761 code for a protein of 586 amino acids. NCBI's taxonomy places the organism in Eukaryota, Fungi, Ascomycota, Saccharomycetes, Saccharomycetales, Saccharomycetaceae.